AUGUUUAACAAUAAACCGCAUUAUAAACGCCAAGUGCCCGAUAGAGCACAGUUCACACAUCACAAGCACCGGCAUCAGCACGACCUCAGGUGCCAUCAGUGUCCGCCCGGUCACUACGUUAAGGUGAAGUGCGAUUUGAGCCCCGGGACCACAACAGGGACCCAAUGUGCCGCCUGUCCGCCCAAUACAUACCAACCGCACAACUCAUACAAAAGCCAUUGCGAGUCGUGUAGUAAAUGCGGUGAAGGCCUGUAUGCGAGCCAUACGUGUUCGCCGACCGCCGACACCGUCUGUAACUCGUGUCAAACCCAACGGCCCGACACAUCAUCCCAUGACUAUCGACUCAAAUGCCUAUAAAGAGAGAGAUAUUUUCUUCCGUAUCGAUCACUUUCUCAUCUCUUCUCAUCUCUAGUCUUAAUUGUAUUCAAUAGAAAAGUAAUUUUCAGUUAAAUUGUUUGAACAUAUGAUUCAAAAUUUGUUUUUAUUAAAAAAUUGUCGGUC
This is a messenger RNA of Medioppia subpectinata, 501 nucleotides long. NCBI's taxonomy places the organism in Eukaryota, Metazoa, Arthropoda, Arachnida, Sarcoptiformes, Oppiidae. The record is from the annotation of a GenBank genome assembly.